Chelmon rostratus (copperband butterflyfish) is the source of this 2403-nucleotide messenger RNA. It is a transcript of the gene arrb1, whose product is annotated as arrestin, beta 1. Gene Ontology annotation, molecular function: G protein-coupled receptor binding. Bases 112 to 1365 code for a protein of 417 amino acids. Lineage: Eukaryota; Metazoa; Chordata; Actinopteri; Chaetodontiformes; Chaetodontidae. Gene Ontology annotation, biological process: signal transduction; visual perception; G protein-coupled receptor internalization. The transcript has 16 exons. The record is from RefSeq and is a predicted model, not a curated record.
CUCAGUUUCCACGGUGACGGCAUCCCUCCAUCCUCCUCCUCCUCCUCCUCCUCCUCCUCCUCCUCCAUCAUCUCUCCGUCAGGCUGCUGUUGGUUUGUCCGCGUCGCCACGAUGGUUGAUAAAGGAACCAGAGUGUUUAAGAAAGCCAGUCCCAAUGGAAAGCUCACCGUUUACCUGGGAAAGAGAGACUUCGUGGACCAUGUGGACCUGGUGGAGCCUGUUGACGGCGUCGUCCUGAUCGACCCGGAGUACCUGAAGGAGAGGAAAGUGUUUGUGACUCUGACCUGUGCCUUCCGUUAUGGUCGCGAGGAUUUGGACGUCCUUGGGUUGACGUUUCGGAAAGAUCUGUUUGUGGCGAAUGUCCAGGCGUUUCCUCCGCUGCGCGAAGAGAAGAAGAGUCUAACUCGUCUUCAGGAACGCCUGAUUAAAAAACUGGGAGAACACGCCCACCCGUUCACGUUCGAGAUUCCUCUGAACCUGCCGUGCUCGGUCACCCUGCAGCCGGGCCCAGAGGACACCGGGAAGGCCUGCGGAGUCGACUUUGAGGUGAAAGCUUUCUGUGCAGAAAAUGUUGAAGAAAAGAUCCACAAAAGGAACUCGGUGCGUCUGGUGAUCCGGAAGGUGCAGUACGCUCCGGAGAAACCCGGUCCCCAGCCAACAGCAGAAACCACCAGACAGUUCCUGAUGUCGGACAAACCUCUGCACCUGGAGGCCUCUCUGGACAAAGAGAUCUAUUAUCACGGGGAGCCAAUCAGCGUCAACGUUCACGUCACCAACAACACCAACAAGACCGUGAAGAAGAUGAAGAUCUCAGUGCGACAGUAUGCAGAUAUCUGCCUCUUCAACACGGCUCAGUACAAAUGUCCAGUGGCCACCGAGGAGUCCGAUGAUGUCGUCGCUCCCAGCUCAACUUUCUGCAAAGUUUUCACGCUGACUCCAUUUCUGGCCAACAACCGAGAGAAACGCGGCCUCGCUCUGGACGGAAAACUGAAACACGAGGACACAAACCUGGCCUCCAGCACACUGUUAAGAGAAGGAGCCAAUAAGGAGAUCCUCGGCAUCAUCGUGUCGUACAAAGUGAAAGUGAAGCUGGUCGUGUCCCGAGGCGGGCUCCUGGGAGAUCUGGCGGCGAGCGACGUCUCCGUGGAGCUGCCUUUCACCCUGAUGCACCCGAAGCCGUUGGAGGAGUCCAUCUACAGAGAUGCUCCAGAUGAAGCUCAGAUCGACACAAACCUGAUCGAGUUUGACACAAACGAUGAUGACAUCAUCUUCGAAGACUUUGCCCGCCAGCGGCUGAUCGGCGCGAAGGACGACAAGGACGAAGACGAGGAGCCGGUGGACUCGCCCAAACUGGACGACAGAUAAAGGCGCCGAGCGUCGCCGCCGCCGCCGCUGCUGUUGUUGUUUCGCUGCUGUUUGUAGUGUGGAGCUAACGGAGGUCACCUUUAGGUCAAACCACGGUCUGGACACCCUUUAAACACUCGGCGGUGCCGUGUUUGUGUUCUCGUUCAUGUUCGUCCUCUCCGCGUCCUGCCGGGGUGUAAAAGCUAGAGUACCGCAGCGUAGCCAUCAGUUGUGUUUUCAGACGGAGCGGCCGUCCACUCCCUCGCCGGCCGGCCGGAGACUUGAGCCGGCGACCGCGGCACGGUAACGUGGCUGGUAGCAUGCCUCUAAUGUCACUUUGUUCUGUGUGUUUCCAUUAGGGACCGAACAGGAGUAACGUUAUGUUGAGAUUAGUUUCGAUGAGUCGUAUCAGAGGGUCACUGCCGACUGCGGUCGAUCUGGAACAGUCGUCACUCGAGCCACAACGUGGACUUCGGCUGACGGAGGUUUUUGUUAAGCGUCAGUCUGUGUGUGGACGAAGCUGCAGACACACCAGAGGAAGAGUCAUCUGCAGGACGUCCCGACUCACCGACCGGACCCGAAUCCGUCAGGCAGCCGCCAAUCGGCUGAGAGGAAGCGGAGCCCAGUUUGCAUGAAAUACAUGAAAUACAUGAAAUACAUGAAUACUUUAUAUGAUUUAUUACUGUCAUGAAUAAUCACCUCCACAGAGGAAAGAAGCGUACGAGUGUUUGUUGUCAUGUUGAUCGUUUUGUAAAUGAUCGUCAGUGUGAUCGUCCAAUCGGCUGCAGGCUUCACUUCAUUUCUUUAAAACUUCUCUUCUUCCGGAGUAGACGACGACGGCUGCGUGUUCGACCUCGGCGUGUUCGUGGUGACGAUGAAAAUGUGUUUGUAGAAAUGAGUUUGAAAAGCUGACGACAUCCAGACAGUGAAUCAGUCACACUGAAGACUUUCUGCCACCUGUCAAUUUAAUCUCCUAAAUCACAGCCUGGAUUCUGUGUAAAGCAUCGAUCAAACAGGAUGUGAUCACCUGCUAAACUCACCUGGAAACAGCACAAAGUC